Messenger RNA from Vidua macroura (Pin-tailed whydah), 2709 nucleotides. Its product is annotated as inducible T-cell costimulator-like. Bases 199 to 855 code for a protein of 218 amino acids. Gene Ontology annotation, biological process: T cell costimulation; cell-cell adhesion; T cell tolerance induction. The record is from RefSeq and is a predicted model, not a curated record. The transcript is spliced from 7 exons. Lineage: Eukaryota; Metazoa; Chordata; Aves; Passeriformes; Viduidae.
GUGAGCCCAGCCUGAAAGGCAGCUCUUGGAAGCUUCUCUUGCAGAAGGGGAAAAAAAUCCUUCACCGACCCCUUGCGGCAGGAGCCCGGGGCUGACACUGCAGGGCACCCAGCUUUUGUUGUCUUUGCUCUGGCACCCAUCAGAGGAGUGCGGCUGGAUGGAGCGAAGGAUCUCACCUUUGCAGUAGACAGAAGGCUGAUGCCUCUGGGUCAGGCAGGCAUGAAGGCAGUUGCUGUAACUUUCUGUGUCCUCUGCUUUCAGUUUGAAGCGCUGUACGGAGUUGACAGCUGCUCAUCAUGUGCAUGCAAAAAUAUAGAUCAGGCCCAUGUCUCUGACGGCCAGGUGAUGGUGGAAUUUGAAAAUGGAAACUUCUAUUUCACAUUCCCCAACCCCAAAAAUGUGAGCGAAUUCAGCAUGACUCUCUUCAAAGGGCGUGAAAAGAAGGAAAUCUGUGCACUCCAUUUGAGCAAAGAAAGAGUUAUCUCCAAGAGUAAUGUCACCUACUGUCAGACACAGAAUUCAAGUAGCAGCACCACUUUCAUUCUUAAAAAUCUGGAAAGAAAACAUAUUGACGUUUACACAUACUACCUGGAGAUAUUCUUACCCCCUCCUUACAUAGAGUGCUAUCUGAAAGAAACCUAUUUGUACGUCCAAGAUAAGGAGGACUGCUUUUCACUUGGACUCAUGUUAUGGAUUAUUAUCAGCGUGAUCAUUUUUGCCAUUUCCUGUGUCUGCUGUGUUGUGGCCUGUUGCUUAAGGAACAAGAAUCAGAAGUGUGAAUCCAACUCCCAUGAGUACAACAGUGAAUACAUGCCCAUGGCAGCAGUGAACGCAGCUAAAAAACCAAGAAUCUGAGGUAUAAGUUGCCUGUGGCAUGGAAAUUUUGGAAGCAGUUUUCCAGCUACUUGAACUUGGAAAUCAGCAUUUCCCCACCUUUCCCAGCCUCCCUGAGCUCUCAUGAUGGCCCUGUGCUCAAUCAUGUGACACCCACUGUAGUACUGUUCUGAGCUGUGUUUUGCUCUAGCCUUGUUUGUGAACUGAUCACCCUGCCUGAUGCACUGACUCAUGGACAUGAAAUGAUAACAAGUUAAAGAUGUCAGCUUUUAGUUGAAGAAAAUGUAAGAUUCCUGUAGUGCUGCUACAGAAAUAACUUUUCUUUUCUAGUCUCCUUUAUGAUAAACUUUCCACUGGAGACAAAAAAAAAAAAAAGACUACCUCCAAAGCCAACCCUUGUGGUACAGCCAUACUGCCAUGUAUUGCACCUGCCCUUUUCUUAGGGUUAGUUUAGAAGGGGAACAAAACCUGAGACAGUACAGCAGAGACUUCUCUGUGACACUCUGCCUCAGUUAUGUGCAUUUGCAUUUUUUAUAUUUGUGCUGUCAAUACAUCUUUGCCAUUCACACCUUGGGGCUCCUCUUAUUUAACUAAAUCCAGAAUGCUUUUACUAACAGAGGAAUAUAUUACAAGAUGGAUAUAUUGUAAGGCUGCAAUUGCUCCUUGGGUCAGUUCAAACCUACAAGAUCUGCCUCUAAACUAGGAGGCACAAUCUCUCCUCUUCACGUCUUGCAGCACAAACACAACACAGUCCCUAUGGCCGGUAUAUUCAUGGACUCUGCAUUGCAAUUAUCUUCCUCUUGUCAUUUGGCAUGAAACCUCUACAACUUCCCCAGAGGGUUCAGGGGUUACUUGACGUGCCUCAAAUGGCUCAGAGCCUUCAGUGUGAAUGAAAUGAUCAAUCCUUCAUGCUCCAUGUGAAAUUCAUCAAAACUCUGACCAUAAAUGACCAGAUGUGAAUCCAGCCUGCAUAUCUUGCCAGACACCUUUGGGCUGCUGGAACCAGAGCAGUACAUUGAUUCUAAACAUCUCUGUGAUACAUUAGAAAACCCCAAAUAUUGGUCAGAGGAUACUUUUGAGAGAGAUACACAGCCUGCUUGUCUGGCAUACAGAAGGUUGGUUUCAAAUUUGAUAGGGCAAAUGGGGACAAGGAGGAAAUAAGCUGGCACAUCAAGAACAGGGUUUUCCUCAACGAACACCUGGAUACACAGAAGUAUUGCAGAGAGAAGGUGCAAACUGCUAACUGUGACAUUGAAAAUGAGUAAAGCAUCAAAUGAAGCAGGGACUGCCAAUUACACAGCCCGGCUCAGGGGGGUGUGUAACUAGGUCCUAGGCAGAGAUGGAGAGGGGAACCCUGGUGUAUUGGGUCACAUUAUAUUUUCUGUCACCAUUCUUUGACAAAUUACUUGACCUCCCCAGCAACCUAAGCUCACCUCUGUACAUCCAUAAAUACAUUGAUUUCAUGAUUAAAAAAAAAAAAAAACAACAAAAAACCACCAAACUGAUGACAUUACUGUGUUUGAAAAUUAUUGGUGAAAAUAGCUAUCUACUACCUAUGAGAAGAACUGGAUGCAAGAUCCUAUGUAAGAGUGGAGAGUCUUAUCCUCUGGAACCUUUCACCAGACUGAGAAGGAAAUUUAAGAAACAAAGAGUUUCUGAAAGAAGGAAAAACUUGAGGUUUGCCUUGGGAUGCAGCUGGAUAAACAACAAAUGAUGGAAGUCUGAACAAAUCAGUUCAAAAUACAUACAUCCCGCAUUGGAGAAAUAAAUUACUUAUAUUCCUUAUAAGAAAGCUUGUGGAAGUCUCAGGUGCCAUUACUCCUUUCUUUCUGGAAAAAUAUAUUUUAAUUCUUAAUAAAACAUUUUUUAAAAUUA